Molecule: messenger RNA, 798 nt
Organism: Aspergillus bombycis
Lineage: Eukaryota; Fungi; Ascomycota; Eurotiomycetes; Eurotiales; Aspergillaceae
Exons: 2
Coding region: 1-798 (265 amino acids)
Source: RefSeq, a predicted model, not a curated record
AUGCCCUCUCUCUUUACCGGUGACGAAACCCCUCCGCGUGCUUCGGCCAACAACACUAGAGAACAGAUGAACAUCAUGGCAGCCUCGUCGUCUCAACUUGCUAUGACCGGCGUUUAUCCUCCCGUGCCUACGCGGGAAUUUGGAUUGAUAGAGCAAAACCGUCAUAAUAUCGGAAGCACGGUUCGAUUCACUUACUUUCCUGACAUCGAAACGCUGAUUGUGAAGGUUCCCUCGAAGGAACAAGAAAAAGCCCACAGGACUAUAGGCAGCCGCCUUACACGCAAAGUGGCUAAAAUGGGGGUAGGGGGUCUUGAAUUCCAAGCGCUGGGGGCUACCAUGUACACCGGGCCAACUGCCAGCAGGAAGGAGAGCGACUCGACUUGGAUCAACGACUUGGUAAGACCCGGCGGUUGGCCAUUGCUGGUCGUUGAAGCGGGCGUGUCUGAAUCGAUGCCCCGCCUUCGGUGCGACGCGUCAUGGUGGAUCUCGAACUCGAAGGGUGAGGUCCAGACUGUAUUGAUCAUCGAGGUCUCGAGGAACCCGAAGAAGGUAGAAAUCGAAAAAUACGUGCCCAUGCAGAUCCCGCGGACUCGGGUGCAGCCUGGCCCGGUAUACCAGGCGCACAAAGUGUGGACCACCAAGAUUGAUCAGCAGGCGAAUCCUCCAACGGUUCUGGGCGCUCCUCUGCGACUCAAGUUCGGCAAAGUCCUUGGUCGGUCCCCAAUUCCCUCCGUGGAACACGACAUCGUAUUUACAUCGGCAGAACUACUGGAAUGGUCGAGAUACGUGUUUAUUUAG